GUGACUCGUGUGACGUGUCGCUGAGAUGUAAUCAGGAAGUACAAAACAGUCUGCGGACAUUUCACCAUGCUAACAGAAGACACCAUGGACGAGGACGUGUCUCUGUUUGACGCAGAGGACGAUGCAGAGAAAAGGUCAAAGAAGAGGAAUCUGAAGCACCCGGUGGCGUCCUUCUUCCACCUGUUCUUCAGAGUCGGCGCCGUCAUCGUUUACCUGCUCUGCGAGCGCUUCAGCGGCAGCUUCAUCGCCAGCAUGGUCUCCAUCAUCCUCCUGCUGUCAUGUGACUUCUGGACAGUGAAGAACAUCACAGGGAGGUUGAUGGUUGGUCUCAGGUGGUGGAACCAGGUGGACGACGACGGACGAAGCCACUGGGUGUUUGAGUCCAGGAAGGCCACCGGGAAACAACAACAAGCCACAGAUGCAGAGUCUCGGAUCUUCUGGCUCGGCCUCGUCGUGUGUCCGGUUCUCUGGGUCAUCUUUGCGUUCUCCACCCUCUUUUCUCUCAACAUCAAAUGGCUCCCGAUCGUGAUCAUGGGCGUCGCGUUACAAGGAGCAAAUCUUUACGGAUACGUACGAUGUAAAGUCGGAGGGAAGACCGACUUAAAGAACAUGGCAACCAAUUAUUUCGGACGACAGUUCCUCAAACAGGCGCUGUCUAAAGAAGAGGAAUCGUAGAGCACCGCUCUGCGAUGUUAACGUUAGCAUUAUUCUUAAUGCUGUCAUAUAUUUUUUUUUCUUUUAGUGAGCGGAGAAACGGAAGAGAAAAGUCUUUUCCACCACAUGAACUGAAAAUAACAGACUGACUUUUUUCUUUUUUUUCCCUCUCAAAUCUCAUUUAUUUUGUUUUUUUCAUUAACUUUUAACACAAACUUUAUUGUUAUAAGCUCAAUAAAAGUGUGUGGUUUCUGAGAGGGAUUUUACAAAUGUUUUGUUUGGUUUUAAGUGUAAAAUAUGUUGAAGGUUUGUGAAUAUGAAUGUAAAGAAACGGUGCAACGUCUUUAUUUUGUCUGCAAAUACCUUUGGAACAUUUUUCUGAACAGUGAAAGAGCUUUGAUUUAAAUGAGCUACAGUAUUUAAAUGUUAACACAAUAAUUUUGAGAUUUGCAAUAAAUAAAAGUACAUUUUGUUUAGAGGAAAGGGACAAAAAUACAAUAAUUAAAUCUAGUUUUUAAGGAAAAUAGUGGGAAAUGUCAAUUAUUCUGGAAAUCUACUCUUGUUUGAUGUUGUGUUGAGUGAAUGAUGAAGUGGGAAAUAAUCACAUGAUUCUUUGGUGAUAAAAAUUUCAUUAACAACAGAAUUUGUUGGUAGUUGGUAAGAAUAUGUGGCAAAUAUUUCAAUUUACAAUGUUUCCUUUGAUGUCUGAGCAAGAAUUUGUGUUGGAACUGUAUGAGGUUAAGGUAUAUUUAAUACAUAUUCACAUUUAAACAUUAAAAUUGACCUAUAAUGCUUUA
This is a messenger RNA of Solea senegalensis (Senegalese sole), 1451 nucleotides long. It is a transcript of the gene tvp23b, whose product is annotated as trans-golgi network vesicle protein 23 homolog B (S. cerevisiae). Bases 67 to 675 code for a protein of 202 amino acids. The transcript has 7 exons. Gene Ontology annotation, cellular component: Golgi membrane. Gene Ontology annotation, biological process: vesicle-mediated transport; protein secretion. Lineage: Eukaryota; Metazoa; Chordata; Actinopteri; Pleuronectiformes; Soleidae. The record is from RefSeq and is a predicted model, not a curated record.